Oryza brachyantha (malo sina) is the source of this 2924-nucleotide messenger RNA. RefSeq names its product nuclear intron maturase 1, mitochondrial. The record is from RefSeq and is a predicted model, not a curated record. The coding region runs from base 245 to 2353 and encodes 702 amino acids. Gene Ontology annotation, biological process: mRNA processing. The transcript has 2 exons. NCBI's taxonomy places the organism in Eukaryota, Viridiplantae, Streptophyta, Magnoliopsida, Poales, Poaceae.
CUCUCGGCUCCCGACACCGGUUUCUCCCCUCUACUCCGGUCCGGCGACGAGCUCUGCCACCCAUCUUCCGCGUCGGCGACGAAGUGCCACCCUUCUCCGGCCGCAGCUCAUCCCCUCCCCCUAGGGCCGUUGCCCGCCUCUCCCCUCCCUCUUCUCCUCCGCGGCCUCCUAAUCCGGCGUUGAGCUCGGCGGAAGGCGACGAGGUGGGCGCGCAUCCACCUGUUCGACCGAAACCCCCGCCGCGAUGACGCCACGCGGGGCGCUCCGCCGCCUCCUUCCUGGGCACCUCCAACCCGUCAGGCGACGUGUCUCGCCGCCGCCAGUGGCAGCCGACGAGUGGCCCCUCCCCGACCCCUACGCGCUCCUCGUCCACGACCCCAUCGACCUCCUCUCCUCCCUGUGGCGCCGCGCCUUCGCGCAUCCGCUCGCGGCGCCCUUCCCAAACCUCUCCGGUUACGCCUCCCGCCUCGAUCUCUGGCUCCUCUCCUACCAGCGCGCCUGCGCGCACGCCACCGGGUCCUUUCCGCCGCGCCACGCCGUCCCGCUCCCCACUCUCCACUCCCUCAUCCGCCUCCGGGCGGCCGCCCUCCGCCGCCACCCUGCCUUCCCCUGGGGCGCCUCCACGCACCUCCUCCUCCGCUCCCCCGCCGACCCGCCUUCCACGGUCCCCAUCUCCCGCCGCAAGCUCGAGGCCCGCCUUGCCAACGCGCCACCGCCGUUCCAGGACCGCGUCGUCCAGGAGCUUCUCCUCCUGCUCCUUGAACCCGUCUUCGAGCCCCGCUUCUCCCCAAAGUCCCACGCUUUCCGCCCCGGUCGAGGGCCCCACACUGCCAUUCGUUCCAUCCGCUCCCACUUCGCCGCUUACCUCUGGUUCAUCUCUGCCGACCUCACCGAGGUGGUCGAUGCACUCUCGCCGGAUACUAUACUUUCCUGCGUCCAGAAGGCCGUUUCUGACCGCAAGGUGUUAUCUUUGCUGAAGACGGCGCUCAAUGCCCCCAUCCGGCCUGGGUCUGUGCCACCACGAGAGAAGGAGCUUGAUGGUCUUGCUAAGAAGAGGCUGAAGAGGAAGGUGCUCAGGAAAAGCAGGAAGAAGAAGGUGCUUAAUGAGAACGAACCCAAGCCUGACCCAUAUUGGUUGAGGUUAUUCUUUGGGUUUGCCCCAGAACAGGCGUGCCAUGUGCCAAAUUAUGGGCAUUGUGGGAUACUUAGCCCUUUGCUUGCCAAUGUGUGCCUCAACGAACUGGAUUGGUGGCUGGAGGAGAGAAUUUGUGAGUACUUCUGCCCGUCAAGGCAUGAUUCGAUUUGGAAAGAGGCAGGUGAUGAGCGAUGCCAUAAUCCUGCCUGGCCUGAGUUUGUCCCAUCGAGUGGGAAGGAGAAGACAAAGAAGAUGGAUUACCUCAGAUUUGGCUCCCAUGUCCUUAUUGGAAUCAGGGGACCAAGGGAGGACGCGGUUGAGAUAAGGAGACACCUGAUGGAAUUCUGCGAGAGCACGUUUGGUUUGAGGCCUGAGAAUUCUAUGGUAGAAAUUGAGCACAUCACAAGAGGGAUUGAAUUCUUGGAUCAUGUGAUUACCCGCCGGGUCAUCUACCCAACCUUACGAUAUACUGCUAGUGGAGGGAAUAUUGUCAGUGAGAAGGGUGUUGGGACAUUAUUGUCAGUAACAGCAAGCCUUCAGAGGUGCAUAAGGCAUUUCAGGAAGCUUGAGCUCGUAAAGGGGGAUCGGGAUCCUGAGCCGUUGCCAUGUUCACCAAUGCUGUACUCUGGGCAGGCGCAUACUAACUCUCAGAUGAACAAAUUUCUUGAGACCAUGGCUGAUUGGUAUAGAUAUGCAGACAACCGGAAGAAGAUUGUUGGGUUUUGUGCAUAUGUCAUUAGGAGUUCUUUGGCAAAGCUUUAUGCAGCAAGGUAUAGACUCAAAUCUCGAGCUAAAGUUUACAAGAUUGCCUCACGUGAUCUUAGCCUCCCGUUGAGAGAGAGCACAAGGAAUGAUGCACCAGAAUACUCUGAUCUCUUGAGGAUGGGACUUGUUGAUAUUAUUGAGGGUGUACAAUUUGCACGCAUGUCAUCAAUUCCAUCAUGUGACUACACACCUUUCCCUCGAAACUGGGUGCCUCACCAUGAGCUUGUAUUGCGUGAGUAUAUUAAACUGCAAGAUCCAAAAUUCUUUUGUGAACUUCACAAGACAAUCAAAAGGGAGGAGAUAAAUUCACCACAGGAUGAUGUAUCAAGGAUGGUUUGGUAUUAUAAAGUUUAUGGUGUUUAUGUUGCUAAAAGGUCCCUACAGAAACCAAACGAAUGUAAGAAUAAUGACGAAGGUGUCAAUAAGGAGAAUCAAAUUCUGUUGGAUACAUAGUCUGAAUUCUUUAUCAGCGGCACCUCAGGCAGAUUAUGUUUUCUGAGAAACUUCUGUUGGAUAAGCAUUCCUAGAUGGCCUUUAAUAGAGAAUUCUCAUCAAUGAUAUAUCAGCAACACAUAGCUAAAGAAAUGCACCGUCAAGGAGAUUCUGAUGUGCAAGGUUAUAGUUUUGAUUGCAUACAAUGGAAAUUGACCAUAUCUCAAGGGAAGGAUUAACUUGCAAGGGGGAUGGUGCUCCAUACGAUGUUGUGAGAACUAGGAGUUCUCGGUAAUCUUCUGUUAUUGAAUAUUAGUUUCUUGUUCAUGCAUGUUUAACUCAAUAGUUUGUGAAGUCUAUAUUUGAUAACUAUUUUGUGUAUUAGGUUGAUAAUACUUGGAAUUUAUAGGAGGAAGGGCUUAGUGAUUCCUCAAAUCUAGAGUUAGUUUUGAUAGCUUAAUUAGUUGGAUUUUAUUCAGAAUGCCACAUUGACCAUUGUUUUUAAAAGUAGUUUUGUAUUUUAGUGAGAUACAUAGACAGUUAAAGCAUCAAACAGUUUGAGUUUUUUUUCCUGUAGUUUAAUAUAUCUAUU